Messenger RNA from Malus domestica (apple), 2203 nucleotides. Its product is annotated as rust resistance kinase Lr10-like. Gene Ontology annotation, molecular function: polysaccharide binding; protein kinase activity; ATP binding. NCBI's taxonomy places the organism in Eukaryota, Viridiplantae, Streptophyta, Magnoliopsida, Rosales, Rosaceae. Gene Ontology annotation, biological process: protein phosphorylation. The record is from RefSeq and is a predicted model, not a curated record.
GUAGUGACACCUCUCCCCCCCUCCUCCGUCCUUCUCUCUCCAUGGAAAAAAGUGGAAGCAGAUCCUUCACCUUGUCUUGGUGGCCUUUUAUUUUAGCCUUUCUCGUUCUUUGCUGUUCCAGUGAAACUUGUAACGCUAAGGAUGAUAGUACAAACUGUACCUCCUCCUGCGGCAAUAUUCACAACAUAAGCUACCCUUUUCGACUAAAAGAUGAUCCAAAGCACUGCGGCCACAUUCUGUAUACUCUUUCCUGUGAGAACAACAUUACAGUAUUAGAUCUACCUUAUUCUGGUAAAUACUACGUACUGGCAAUCGACUACAAUAACAAAACAAUCCGACUUCUAGAUCCUGGCCUUGACAACAACAAUUGCUCUUCCAUGCCUCGAAAUUCGCCGUCCUACAUAAGCGAGCCAUAUACUUCGGAUGAUCCCACCACUUAUCUUCCACUUUCAACAUCAAUAUUUUACUUGAGGUGUAGAAACAAAAUGAAUUCUUCUCUGUACGUGGAUACUGCUCCAUGCUUGAAUAAUAGUGCCACUUCUUUGAUUCAACCAAAAUCUUAUAGUUAUGUCAAGGUUGGCCCAGACGAUAUGGAAGUAGGGGAUUUGGAGGAGGGUUGCGGAGCCGAGGGGAUUGCUUUGAUGCUCUUGGACUACUCUAAGGAGUACUACAAGGCCUCUUAUGAAUAUAUACACAGUGCACUCAUGUAUGGCUUUGAGCUUCGAGUAUAUUGGCCAGAUGAAUUAGAGCCAUCCUGCGGCUAUAGGUCUGCCACUCGUCGUCCUAAAUGUUUUCCACGUACCAUCUCAGGUUUAUUUCGAUACCUGUGGGAUCAAUUCAGUUUUUAUUUGCGUAAAAACGUGAAUUCUCGAAACUUUCCUCGAUGGUUACCAUUCAAAUCCAUGGUGCGUGGAUGGGGUAUACUCAUGGGCACCGGGUUAUUUUUAAUAGUAAGACUCCUGCUUGGGGUUCCAGUUGUAACUGUAUUUUUAGUAUAUAAAUGGCGCAGAAGACAUUGGUCAAUGUACAGUACAAUAGAAGACUUUCUGCAAUGCAAUAACAACUUCAUGCCUAUAAGGUACUCUUACUCAGAAAUUAAGAAGAUGACUCGCAAGUUUAAUGAUAAGUUGGGCGAAGACGGCUUUGGCUCCGUAUUUAAAGGAAAGUUACGCAGCGGCCGUUUUGUAGCAAUUAAAGUUUUGGGCAAGCCCAAAGCAAAUGGCCAAGAUUUCAUUAGCGAAAUAGCUACAAUUGGAAGGAUUCACCACGCUAAUGUGGUGCAACUUGUUGGUUAUUGUGUCGACGGAUCAAAGCGUGCUUUAGUAUAUGAUUUCAUGCCCAAUGGCUCUCUUGAUAAAUACAUUUAUUCCAAAGAAGGAAGUAUCCCCUUAAGUAUCAAGAACAUGUAUGAGAUUUCUCUUGGAGUGGCUCAAGGGAUCGAAUAUCUACAUCAAGGGUGCGACAUGCAAAUUCUACAUUUUGACAUCAAGCCUCAUAACAUUCUUCUUGAUGAGAACUUUAAAGCAAAGAUUUCUGACUUUGGGCUUGCAAAAUUGUAUCCCGUAGAUAAUAGCAUUGUCUCUUUGACGGCAGCAAGAGGGACAAUGGGAUAUAUUGCUCCUGAGUUGUUUUACAAAAAUAUUGGAGGCGUCUCGUACAAGGCUGAUGUCUAUAGUUUUGGAAUGUUGUUAAUGGAAAUGGCAAGCAGAAGGAAGAAUUGGAAAGCAACGGUAGAGCAUUCCAGCCAAAUCUUCUUCCCGUUGUGGGUAUAUGAUCAAUAUAUUGUGGGAAAUGACUUGGAGAUGGAUAAUGUUACAGAGGAGGAAAAGAAAGUAAUAAGAAAGAUGGUUAUAACUGCCUUGUGGUGUAUUCAAAUGAAACCAAGUGAUCGCCCUUCGAUGUCCAAAGUCAUCGAAAUGCUUGGAGGAAAUGUUGAAUGUCUGCAAAUGCCUCUCAGGCCUUCUCUAUGCCCACAAGAAAUGCCUGCGACUAUGGGUGAUAUUCAAGACAAUAAAUUGAACCCAAUAUGUUCUAACAUGGAGCUAACAUGUUCAUUGUCAGCUAGGUGAUGGUCAAAUUGUUAAGAAAGUGCAAUAAUGUAAUAUUAAUUAAAUUCUUACUUUAAAGUGAUUUAGUGAGUCAUCCAUAAUUGAUUGGGCUUGAAUUCAUAUAGGAACUACUUCGGUUGUUGCGUUUACAGCUA